UCCUCUACAACUGGUUUGCUAGGACUUGCAGAAGUAGUUGGGGGAACGCGUAUUUACCCAGAGGACGAUUGUGGGAGGGUGAAGAAAAAAGGGGCGGCAAGAACGGGUACACUUACACACCCAUCCAUCCACCUACUCAUUCUCAAGCGCCCAGGCCUUAGUAUCCGGCAAGGAGAUAAGUAGGGGAGUACUAAGCGGGGGCUAGUCGCCGUCUCUGAGGUAGCUCGAGGAAAAGUAGAGGAUUCAACUCUGCAGAGGGGCGGGGGCGACAACACGCCUCCUGGAACCGUCUUGAAAAGAGCCGGGAGCCGGACAAGGAAAAUUUACCGCCGUUCUCGCCGCGGAACGUUUGGCAGCGUGGCGCUACUGGGUCUCCCGCAGGACAGCGGACCGUAUCCUCUGCGCACGCGCGCUGGCUCCAGCAGAUGGGCGUGUAGUCAUAGACCUGGCAUUUUAAAUGAUUGAGUGAAGAUGGAAAUGGAUUCAAAUUAUACAUGACUUCUCUAUCAAAGCAAUAGAAGAUUCUUUACAUCACCUUACAGUAGCUCAAUUCAGUUUUGGGAAAGAGCAGAACAAGUGAAAUACAGAAAAUUGAAGAGAAGAAAACCUCAUUUUGGAACUGUCUUUCUCCUUGACUACUGCUUACUCACUGUCUUUCUCCUUAUUUUACCUUUGCUCUGAAUUUAUAAAUAAAGACCAAAGCAAUAGAAUAUACCUUUAGGAGCUUUAUACCAAGAAAUUUGCCUUGAAAGCUGCUAUUCCAUGGUGGGAAAAGUAUAACAAGUUCUUAUCUGAUUUUUUUCCUUUUCAGACGGUAUUUCUAAUCUCCUUAGAUUUUGUAGGAGAAGACAAAUAUAAAUACAUAUCUGCACAUUAUUUUUAGCAGUUGUGUGCGUAAGAAUAAUGAGAUUUAUAUUUUAAGGGCUUUGUCAUGUGGAUGUUUUACCACUGAAGUUGAUUCCUCAGAGUAUCUUUUAUAGUAGGACUUUAAUAUUGUUGAUCUAUUACCUUGAUGACAUUAGUUGCCCACACUUGAGCCCAUCUGUCUUUCUAGCUAUGACUUGGUUAUGAGCAGUGUUUGGACUCACUGUGCAAAUGUCCAUGUAUCACCUAAUUAAGCAUCAUCAUAGUGCCAAACUGAAGGAAGUUGAAUGAGGUGAACGUAGACAUAGCUCUUUCCCCUUCCCCCUUUUUUAAAUGUAACAAAUACUUUUUAUGUUCCCCUUCCCCUUUCCCCCUUCCCCUUUCCCCCUUUUGGAAACGUGUUAGUAGUUUAAGACCAGCAAUUGAGGGACUGAGAAAGUGAACCACACAGAAGCUGGCUUCUUUGUGUUUCAUCUCAAGCUGUGCUGCUGGUUAGGUUACUUUAAGCACACGUUUAACAAGGAAACCUCGCGGAAAAUCCAGCUGGCAGACUCAAGGAGUUCAGGAAACAGGACCACAGAGGUUAUACUCUGGGAUCCUGGACAUGAGGUUGGAUGCCUCACCUUAUUGAAAAAGAGACACUGGACCUAAAUGGCGCAGCAUGAUUUUGUUCCUGCUUGGCUAAAUUUCUCAACACCACAGUCAACUAAGUCCCCUACUGCCACCUUUGAAAAACACGGAGAGCACCUAUCCCGGGGAGAAGGUAGAUUUGGAGUGAGCCGUCGUCGACAUAAUUCCUCUGAUGGCUUUUUUAACAAUGGAUCCCUACGAACUACAGGAGAUUCCUGGCACCAGCCCUCCCUGUUCCGCCAUGAUUCUUCAGACUCUAGUGUCUCAAAGGGAGCAUAUGCUGGAAUCCCAGGGAACCCGUCUGGUUGGCAUGGCUCUUCCCGAGGUCAUGAUUGCAUGAGCCAGCGUAGUGGAGGUGGCGUGGGGAACCAUCGCCAUUGGAAUGGCAGCUUCCAUUCUCGUAAAGGCUGCUCCUUUCAGGAAAGGCCACCUACGGAGAUUAGGGAAGAAAAGAAAGAAGACAAGGUGGAAAAGUUGCAGUUUGAAGAAGACGACUUUCCUUCUUUGAAUCCAGAAGCUGGCAAACAGAAUCAGCCAUGCAGACCUUUUGGGACGCCUUCUGGAGUGUGGGAAAACCCACCUAGUGCCAAGCAACCCUCCAAAAUGCUAGUUAUCAAAAAAGUUUCCAAAGAGGAUCCUGCUGCUGCCUUCUCUGCUGCAUUCACCUCACCAGGAUCUCACCAUGCAAAUGGGAACAAAUCGUUAUCCAUAGUUCCAAGUGUCUAUAAGAACCUGGUUCCCAAGCCUGUACCACCUCCUUCUAAGCCCAGUACAUGGAAAGCUAACAGAAUGGAACACAAAUCAGGAUCCCUUUCCUCUAGCCGGGAGUGUGUUUUUAGCAGUCCAAUCUCUGUCACUAAACCAGUGCCACUGGCUGCUGGUGCAGUUCUGAGUUCUCCCAAAGAGAGUCCUUCCAGCACCACCCCUCCAAUUGAGAUCAGCUCUUCUCGUCUGACGAAGUUGACCCGUCGAACCACUGACAGGAAGAGUGAAUUCCUGAAGACUCUGAAGGAUGGCCGGAAUGGAGAUUUCUCAGACAACAGAGACUGUGAUAAGCUGGAGGAUUUGGAGGAUGAUAGCACACCCGAACCAAAGCAAAAUGGAGAGGAAGGCUGUCAUCAAAAUGGUCUUGCUCUCCCCAUACUGGAAGAAGGGGAGGUUCUCUCACACUCUCUGGAAGCAGAGCACAGGUUAUUGAAAGCAAUGGGAUGGCAGGAAUAUCCUGAAAAUGAUGAGAAUUGCCUUCCCCUCACAGAAGAUGAGCUCAAAGAAUUCCACAUGAAGACAGAGCAGCUGAAAAGAAAUGGCUUUGGAAAGAAUGGCAUUUUGCAGAGCCGCAGUUCCAGCCUGUUCUCCCCUUGGAGAAGCACUUGUAAAGCAGAGUUUGAGGAUUCAGACACAGAAACCAGUAGCAGUGAAACAUCAGAUGACGAUGCCUGGAAAUAAGCAUAUAACGAUGCUCGCAGUAAAAUCUGACCCAGUAAACUCUGUUUAGGGAGUACACAAAAGAAAUUGUUCUUUUCCUUU
Messenger RNA from Nycticebus coucang (slow loris), 3021 nucleotides. RefSeq names its product GC-rich promoter binding protein 1 like 1 (gene GPBP1L1). Gene Ontology annotation, cellular component: nucleus. The coding region runs from base 1516 to 2940 and encodes 474 amino acids. NCBI's taxonomy places the organism in Eukaryota, Metazoa, Chordata, Mammalia, Primates, Lorisidae. Gene Ontology annotation, biological process: positive regulation of DNA-templated transcription; DNA-templated transcription. The transcript is spliced from 12 exons. Gene Ontology annotation, molecular function: DNA binding; RNA binding. The record is from RefSeq and is a predicted model, not a curated record.